This is a messenger RNA of Epinephelus moara (kelp grouper), 3458 nucleotides long. Its product is annotated as E3 SUMO-protein ligase ZBED1-like. Gene Ontology annotation, molecular function: protein dimerization activity. The transcript is spliced from 2 exons. Lineage: Eukaryota; Metazoa; Chordata; Actinopteri; Perciformes; Serranidae. Bases 1334 to 2407 code for a protein of 357 amino acids. The record is from RefSeq and is a predicted model, not a curated record.
CCGGACACCAUGUCAGGCUUAGCUCACAUCCCAGCUACAUCAAAGAGCCCAAUCAACUGAUGGAGCAGCUGAUUGGUGGAAGGGAGUCAGCUGAUAGAUCACAUGAUUCCUCUCUAUACAACCAAUUGGAGAAUCUCAUUCAGGGCGCCCUAUUUAAACUGCUCUGUCCUGCCUACUGUUGCUGCUUCCUCUGCAAGCCGCUUUGCAACCUGCCUCCACCCCAGCUCCUCCUUUUCAUGUCAGUGUAAUUUCUGGUUGUCACUGAUGCUGCUCUGUUCUGUUUCUGGGAGGUCUCUGCUGCUGCUCUCCCUGCCUGAGACUUUCCAUGUAGGCUCGGGCUGUAUUUUCCUGACCAAACUCAACCCAAGUCUGAGACAGUUGUAACUGAGCCCGGCCCGACCUCAACAGACUUUUUGAUAUUUAAGUUAGGGCUGCACGGUAUAUGUGGUAGAUGGUGGAAAUGAUAUAAAUUUGGCCCACGGUAGAGAUUUGCACUCUACCGUCCUAUUGUCGAUGACAUCAUCGCACCUGUAAGCAAAAGGAGCUGGUUAAAAAAACGGUGCUACGUCAGUGAUUUGGACUUGGUUCGGCUUUAAACGGUCGGAUAGUGAGGAGAAAAACAUAAUUUGCAAGAUGUGUCGAGUGACAGUGACAGCAAACAAAGGUAACACGAGCAAUUUAUUUUACCAUCUCAAGACAAAGCAUGUGCUCGAGUAUGCGGAGAGCCAGAGGCUGCACUCGGCUCAAACACCGGCUCAGUCUACCAACACGGGAGGAAAGAAAAAAGUUUCCCCCGCUACCCAACAACAGACCUCCAUUGCGCAAGCCUUUUCAAAGAGUACUCCUUAUGACAGAAAGAGCACGCGGUGGAAUGACAUAACAAGAGCCAUCACAACACACUUGUGCAAAGACAUGGUCCCUUUCCAAACGGUGGAGCGCAGCGGGUUUAAAGACAUGAUUAAAACCCUUGAUCCAAGAUACGAGCCUCCGAGCCGCAAGUAUUUUACUGAGACAGAAAUGCCCAAACUGUAUGGCCAGCUCCGAGAGAAAGUUGAGAAAGACUUCCAUGAGUUAAAAUACUACACAACUACUACGGACUUGUGGUCGAGUCGCACCAUGGAGCCUUAUAUCAGCCUCACGAUUCAUUACAUAACUGAUGAGUGGAAACUGGCCAGCAGGUGCUUGCAGACUUCGUAUUUCCCUGAUGACCAUACGGGUGAGGCAAUAGCAGAAGGAUUAAAGGAUGCGCUGGAGUCAUGGGGCCUCAGGGAAGAAUCCCAAGUCUGUAUUACCACCGACAACGGCGCAAAUGUGGUGAAGGCAGUGACGCUGAAUGACUGGAGAAGACUGCAGUGCUUCGGCCACAGGCUGCAUCUCGCCAUUGAAAAGUGUGAAAGAUCCUCGUGUGGAGCGAGCAAUUGCCGUGUGUAAAAGGAUCGUGAGUGCCUUUUCAUACACAUGGAAAAGGAAGAGAGAAUUGGCCGCUGCCCAGGCUGACCUACACCUGCCUCCUCACAGGCUCACCAACAAGGUGGGGUCACGGCAACAAAUGAUAGAGCGGGUUCUUGAACAGGAGAAGGCCAUAUCACAGGUCUUGAAAGCAGAUAAAAAGACCAGACAUCUGGUACCUACUUGGCAGGACACUGAUGUUUGGGAAUCUGUGAACAAGACCCUCAGCCCUCUAAUGGAGUUCACCGAUGCACUGUCUGGGGAGGAGUACGUCAGUGUGUCAUACCUCAGACCUGUGCUUCAUCUGCUGAACAACACAGUUCUUCCUCACUCUGAUGAUGACACAGACCUGACAAAACACAUGAAGACGGCUAUCCUCCAGUAUCUUAAUGAUAAGUACUCUGACCCUGCUACCAAUGACCUGCUGGACAUGGCGUCCUUUGCUGAUCCACGCUUUAAAGACUCAUACAUAGCUGAUGAUAGAAAGGACUACAUCAAGACCAGAGCAGCAGCGGAAAUUCAAGCACUGCUUGAGAUGCAAGCUGAAGCUGUACCUAACACAGAGUCAGCCCCACAAACAAGCACUGCAGCUGCUGGUGGAGCUGUGGAGAGAGAGGCUAAGAAGGUGAAACAAAGUCCGGGCAGUUGUUUCAAAAAAGCAUCCACUCAGCCUGGCCCAGCUGCUCUCUCUGACAGAGAUGCCAUUGAAGUGGAGAUAAAAAGCUACCUGCAGUCAGUGUUAGUUGACGGAGAAGCUAACCCACUAGAGUGGUGGAGGCUGUACCAGGCUAAUUUCCCAAGGGUGGCAAACUUCGCAAAGAAAUAUCUUUGCAUUCCUGCCACCAGUGCCCCUUCAGAGAGGGCAUUUAGCACUGGUGGCAACAUUGUCACAUGCCACCGGUCUGCAUUAAAGCCAGAGACUGUGGACAAGCUUGUGUUUCUGGCUAACAACCUAUAAAAGAGGAUGGGAACUUGGGAAGCAAAUGAACUGGAGUAAACACUAAAGUUCAGUGUUGUUAUUGUUGUUUUUUCUGAAAAGAUGCUAAGUGUACUGUAAGUGUUUCUCUCUUAAAAAAUAUAUUGUUCAGUGACACUUUUGCACUACAGAACAAAAGCCUGUUCUGUGUACUUGAAGUAGUGUUAUUAAGAAUAUCUAUUUUAUUUUUGUGUUCUUUAAGAUGUGGAAAAUUUGUUUGGUAACUUUUGCACUAUUUUGGAUUACAGAAAAAAACCUUAUUGUUGGCAACCAAAGUUCAAUGUUUGUGUUUGCAGCUUGAUUUUAAUUUGAAAUAUACUGCUUUUUGUUGUUUUUACUGAAAAGAUGCUAAGUGUACUGUAAGUGUUUCUCUUAAAAAAUAUCUGCAGCUGCAACUUGAGAAAUCAAGUGUUCAGUGACACUUUUGCACUACAGAAUAAAAGCCUGUUCUGUGUACUUGAAGUAGUGUUAUUUAGAAUUGUAUUUUUGUGUUCUUUAAGAUGUGGAAAAUUUGUUUGGUAACUUUUGCACUACUUUGGAUUAGAGAAAAAAACCUUAUUGUUGGCAACCGAAGUUCAGUGUUUGUGUUUGCAGCUUGGUUUUAAUUUGAAAUAUGAAACCAAGUGUUCAGUGACACUUUUUGCACAAGAGAACAAAAGCCUGUUCUGUGUACUUGAAGUAGUGUUAUUUAGAAUAUCUAUUUUAUUUUUGUGUUCUUUAAGAUGUGGAAAAUUUAGUGUUUGGUAACUUUUGCACUAUUUUGGAUUACAGAACCUUUUCACUGUUUUUGUCAUUUGCCUUAUAGAAAACCUCUCUUACUUGAAGUACUGUUUACAAUAUCCACUUUAUUUUUGUAUUAUUGAAGAAUUGAGAAAUUGUUUUUGUUUUUGUUUUGUUUUUUGUUGAAACUUUUUUGCAAUAUAGAUUGUGCUUCUGAGGUACUAUUCUUAUUUAAAAUAUUGGCAAUGUUAUUUGUGUUUGUUUGCACUAUUUUGCACCAUAGAGUACUGGGUUUGAAUUUUGAGUUUUGAGA